AUGAAGCCUCAACUCAAAGUUGCUGUUGCUAUUGCUAUUAGCUUGCUCUGGAUUCAGAACUCAUUUUGUGGGGAAUCAUCUGAUUCUGGCCUAAACAAGUGGAAGUGCAGAUGUUCUUCUUUCCAAGGGAACCUGAGAUACUCUCUUGCUAAUUGUUCUAAGUCAUGUGAUUGCCAUUCAGAUGCUGAAGAGGGUGCAUCCAUAUGGACAUGCAUAUGUGAUCCGAAUGGGUUUCCUAAAGUGACAGCAGAUGGCCGUAAUCCUUAUUGCUUUAAUGCCUGCAACUGCAACUGGGGAAUUGCCCGCAUUCCACUAGGUUCAAAGAAACACAUUUCGACCAAGAUUGUUGUAGUUAUUCUAUUAAUAUGUGUUACAUGCACAACUAUUGCAUUUCUUGCCUCAGUUGUAUGCUAUGUCUGGCGAAGGGAGAGAGGUCCUAUUCAAUCACCAAUGAUCUCAUCAGAUAAGGAAACAAGUUAUAGUAGUCCCAGCAACUUACUUAGUCAUAGGACUUCUUCUGUGCCUGAAACAAAAGUUACUAUAAAUUCUCCCAUUAGUCAUAUUGCAGGAUGCUUUCUGAAGGCCUCUUUCUUGUUUGGGAGCCCAAGAGAAAUUUUUCAUGGAAACAUUAUUCAAUUUUCUUUUGCUGAACUGGAAAAUGCCACUGAAAACUUUUCAGCUUCCAACCUAAUUGGACUAGGUGGAAGUAGUUAUGUAUACCGUGGUCGGCUGAAAGAUGGAAGUAAUGUGGCAGUCAAGAGACUAAAACAUCAAGUAGGGCCUGAAGCAGACUCUGAAUUUUUUACAGAGAUUGAACUAUUGUCUAGACUUCAUCAUUGUCAUCUGGUGCCGUUGAUUGGAUACUGCUCAGAAUUAAAAGGAAAAAAUGUUCUGAGGUUACUAGUGUUUGAGUACAUGCCUAAUGGCAAUUUGAGGGACCGUUUGGAUGGAGUUUUUGGAAAAAAUAUGGACUGGGCUACUCGUGUUACAAUUGCAUUAGGAGCUGCAAGGGGCUUGGAGUAUCUUCAUGAAGCAGCUGCUCCAAGAAUUCUGCACAGAGAUGUCAAAUCGACAAACAUUCUUCUGGAUGAAAAUUGGCAAGCAAAAAUAACUGAUCUUGGUAUGGCUAAAAACUUGAUAGCUGAUGACCUCCCCAGUUGUUCAGAUACUCCAGAAAUAUUGCAAGGGACAUUUGGUUAUUUUGCACCUGAGUAUGCAAUUAUAGGGAGAGCUUCUCUUGAGUCAGAUGUCUUCAGUUUUGGGGUGGUUCUUCUUGAGCUUCUAAGUGGUCGGCAACCAAUCCAUAAAUCUGCAGGCAAAGAAGAAUGCCUUGUUAUAUGGGCCACUCCUCGCUUACAGGAUAGUAAGCGAUUAAUGAAGGAGUUGGUUGAUCCAAAAUUGAAAGGAAACUUCCCUGAAGAAGAGGUGCAGAUAAUGGCGUAUUUAGCAAAGGAGUGCUUGCUGUUGGAUCCUGACACUCGACCAACUAUGAGGGAAGUUGUUCAAAUUCUUUCAAGUAUUUCCCCAGGCAAAUAUAAAAGGAGAAGAAACAUUCCAGUUGGCAUUUUUCAGGAACCAGAGAAGCAAGGUCAAGCUCCAUCAAGUAGAUUUUCAGCUCGUAAUUUACCGCUACAAGGUGUUGAUCAGAAGCUUCUUGUUGGAAACGAGAAUAAAGAUGUAGAUACAGUUUCAAUUUCAACUGAGUAUAUGAAGAGUUUGAUCCUCUUUUCUACAAAAGGUGAGAGCUGGCAUGCAACAGAAGAGGAAAUGGUAGAUUUAACCGAGCCUCAGUUUGAAUCAUUUUGCAUGACAAACGUCAAUUUCCCAUGA
Molecule: messenger RNA, 1830 nt
Organism: Gastrolobium bilobum
Lineage: Eukaryota; Viridiplantae; Streptophyta; Magnoliopsida; Fabales; Fabaceae
Product: receptor-like serine/threonine-protein kinase NCRK
Exons: 9
Coding region: 1-1830 (609 amino acids)
Biological process (GO): protein phosphorylation
Molecular function (GO): ATP binding; protein kinase activity
Source: RefSeq, a predicted model, not a curated record